AUGUGCCUUCGAUUAAAAAAUGUUAUUGUGAAUGUUGUAUCACAAUCUAGUCUCAAACUGGAUAUCAAUCAAACUGAAGCUGCACAUCAAAUCGAUAAACCAAAACUAAAUCGUACAGUGAUUGCAUGUUUUUAUUCGCAUAAACAUUCAUAUAAUUUGUUAGCCGCCAAUAGAAAAUUAACUGAACAAACAACAGAUGUAAAACCAAAUAUGAUACAUACGUGCUUGAAAAGCUCACCAGCACAGAUAGAUAUUCGCCUUGCGUUAGCUGUCAAGCAAUAA
This is a messenger RNA of Didymodactylos carnosus, 282 nucleotides long. The record is from the annotation of a GenBank genome assembly. NCBI's taxonomy places the organism in Eukaryota, Metazoa, Rotifera, Eurotatoria, Philodinida, Philodinidae.